Salmo salar (Atlantic salmon) is the source of this 4344-nucleotide messenger RNA. RefSeq lists its product as uncharacterized. The record is from RefSeq and is a predicted model, not a curated record. Gene Ontology annotation, biological process: regulation of transcription by RNA polymerase II. NCBI's taxonomy places the organism in Eukaryota, Metazoa, Chordata, Actinopteri, Salmoniformes, Salmonidae. Gene Ontology annotation, cellular component: nucleus. Gene Ontology annotation, molecular function: DNA-binding transcription factor activity, RNA polymerase II-specific.
GACUGUCUACGUUUGUGUAGUUUGAAACACGCCUAGUCUGUCGAAAAAGAAAAAUGCGCAAAUUGCCAUCGCUUUUGUGUACGAUCCCUUUGGAAUAGAUAUCCAUGCGUAAAUAACAAUUUAUUCGUUAAACAAUGAACAUUUGAUUCAAAAUAAGCAUUUAUAAUUCCGUUUUAGCGAAGCAAGGCCUCAGGUCGUUUAUCUGGUCUUUACUUUAGGACAGCGAGGAUAACCAGCCUGCCGCUCUCCUUCCACACUGAGCCCAAGCCUAUACUGACUGGGUCCUGAAGUUCCCUGGUCACCGCAGGAGAGAUGGCAUCAGUGAAAGAAAGCAGUCAAACACUCCGGCUGAAUAUCAUCACAAAAGAUAUAGAAGAGGAAGUGAAGAUUUGGGAAUGCGAUGAUUACGCAGAAGAGAGUCCAGAGAUGGCGUCAGUGAAGAUGGCAGACAGCACUCAAACACUGGGGCUGAAUGUCACCUUUAAAGAAGAGGAGAAGGAUGACUUUGGGGAAUCUGAUCAUGGAGAGACCCCUAAAUCCUCUGACCAAGUUGAGACAUUUCCUGCUUCAGUCAAGCAACAUCGGAAGGUGAGCAAAGCUAAGAGGUCUCACCACUGUCCUCACUGUGAGAAGAGUUUCCCGUUCCUUUCAUAUCUUGAAAGACACGUGCGUAAACAUUCUGGAGAGAAGCCUUAUUCCUGCUCUGACUGUGGGAUGAGUUUCUCUCAACUGAGUGGCUUGAAUGUGCACCAGCGAACACACACUGGAGAGAAGCCUCACCACUGUCCUCACUGUGAGGAGAGUUUCCCAUUCCCAUCAUAUCUUGAAAGACACCUACGUAAACAUUCUGGAGAGAAGCCUUAUUCCUGCUCUGUCUGUGGGAUGAGUUUCUCUCAACGCAGUGGCUUGAAUGUGCACCAGCGAUCACACACUGGAGAGAAGCCUCACCACUGUCCUCACUGUGAGGAGAGUUUCCCAUUCCCAUCAUAUCUUGAAAGACACCUACGUAAACAUUCUGGAGAGAAGCCUUAUUCCUGCUCUGACUGUGGGAUGAGUUUCUCUCAACUGAGUGGCUUGAAUGUGCACCAGCGAACACACACUGGAGAGAAGCCUCACCGCUGUCCUCACUGUGAGGAGAGUUUCCCAUUCCCAUCAUAUCUUGAAAGACACCUGCGAAAACAUUCUGGAGAGAAGCCUUAUUCCUGCUCGGUCUGUGGGAUGAGUUUCUCGCAACUGAGUGGCUUGAAUGUGCACCAGCGAACACACACUGGAGAGAAGCCUCACCGCUGUCCUCACUGUGAGAAGAGUUUCCCAUUCCCAUCGUAUCUUGAAAUACACCUGCGGAAACAUUCUGGAGAGAAGCCUUAUUCCUGCUCUGACUGUGGGAAAUGCUUCACAACAUCAAGUCAUCUAACCUCUCAUCGGAUAACUCACACAGGGGAGAAGCCUUACUCCUGCUCUGACUGUGGGAAGAGUUUCCCAUUCCCAUCAUAUCUUGAAAGACACCUGCGGAAACAUUCUGGAGAGAAGCCUUACUGCUGCUCUGACUGUGGGAAAUGCUUCACCACAUCACGCAAUCUAACACUUCAUCAGAGUGCACACAGGGGAGAAGCCUUACUAAUGAUCUGACUGUGUGGAAGAAUCUCAUCUGGACAGCCUGAACCUUCACAAGUAAACACACAGGAGAAAAACCUUACUCCUGCUCUAACUGUGGGGAAGGAUUUCACCUCACCAAGUCAUCUAACCGUUCAUAAGAGUGCACACAGGAGAAAAGCCUUAUCAAUGUUCUGAAUGUGGGUAGCUUCAAACACCACCAGCGAAUAAGUACAGGAGAGAAGUCGUACUCUUGUCCUGACUGUGAGAAGUGCUUCACCUCAUUGAAUCAGUUAAGUGUUCAUAGCACUAUAUCUGCAGCGUCUUUGCUGAUCAAUUACAUUGUAAAUGACAUUGUGCUGCCCUUUUUAUAGACCCGUGGAAGUCUUUCGAUUGUGUUGACCAAUUUUGGCGGCAGGUAGCCUAGUGGUUAGAGCGUUGGACUAGUAACCGAAAGGUUGCAAGAUCGAAUCCCUGAGCUGACAAGGUAAAAAUCUGUCGUUCUGCCCCUGAACAAGGCAGUUAACUGUUCCUAGGCCGUCAUUGAAAACAUGAAUUUGUUCUUAAGACUUGCCUACUUAAAUAAAGGUAAAAUAAAAAUUGACCUGGGUCAGGCAUCCUGCAUUUGGUUUGAAAACAACCUGACAGGGAGGACACUUCUGAUGGUGUUAAGUUUCCUUUAGUACUAAAGGUGUCCCCCCGUGGGUCGAUUUUGGGCCCUGUACUUUUUACUAUCUAUAUAAACACUAUUGGUUUGUAAGAAAUCGUUACCUCCACUUGUAUGUGGACGAUACUGUAGUGUAUUCUGUUGCUCCUUCUGUUUACAAGGCUCUUCCAGAACUACAAUCUGCCUUAUGCUUUGCAGAAAGCCUUUGUUGGUACUUAAUGCAGGUAACCAGGUAUGUUAUUUUCAAAAACACUUAAAUGUAUUUGAUGUUUUAUCCAUAUAUUCAUUGGAUGGUGACAACAUUGAUAGUGUCCCUGUUUAUAAUAAUAAUACAUGGGAUUUAUUUUCAAUGACCCAAAGUCGCUUUUACCAUUGUGGAAACUAUACAGAAAACAAGACGACGCCAAGACAACAGCAGGAAGAAACAAAACCAUGAAACCAAGGGGGAGGGGCUUAAAGGGAAACGAGUGUGAUGUCAGUGUGGGGGAGGAGUUUGGCUGCAGAGUUCUGAACCAUUUGGAGCUUAUGGAGGGAGCUUGCGUUGAUGCCUGGAAAUUAGUGAGUUGCAGUAGUCGAGACGGGAGAUGAAUGCUUGGAUCAGGGUUUCAGCCGCAGAUGUAGUGGUGGAAACAGGGUGCCGUCCAGGACAACACCAAGGUUGAGGCAGAGACAGUGGUAUCUGGAUGUUGAAGUGAUGGAGCAUCUGACCAAGGGGGAGGAUGUAGAUGAAGAGUAAGGGGCCCAGCACAGAGCCCUGGGGGACACCCUGUGUAACUGCAGCUGUGUGAGGUAUGGCCAUUGAGGGAGAUGUAGUGGGUCUGGUUGGUGAGGUAUGAUUGUAGCCAGGAGAGUGCCCUCAACACCCAGACCCUCAAGCCUGGUGACCAGGACUUGUCGGCUCACCGUGUCAAAGACAAUCAGGAUGUUGAGGGCACCGGCAUCAGCAGAGGUUAGGUCAUUGAUGACUUUGAGGGGGUGGAAACCAGACUGGAUGGGCUCAAAUAGGUUAUUGUUCAGGAGGUGGGUUUGUAGUGGAGAGGCAACUGGCCUUUUCAAGUGAUUUAGCGAGGAAGAGGAGGUUGGAGAUGGUACGAUAGUCAUUGAGGAAUCUAGUCCGGGCUUCUUUAGGAUGGGGGGACUGCAGCAGUUUUGUACAUGGACAGGACAGCUCCAUGGGUGAGGUUGAUGAUGUGAGAGAGGUUGAUGAUGUGGGUAAGAUAUGGACAGAGAGCUGGCAGGCUUUGAUGAGAACAGUGGGGAGAGGAUGCUGGGAGCAAUUGUAGUCCAGGGUGACAUGUCAAGUUGAGACAUAUAUUGAGAAUCAAUAGGGGGGCCGAAUGUGGAGAGUCGGGUUUCAGGGGUACGAGUUGAGGAGGUUGACGGGGAGGGGCGGUUGAGGCAGAUUUAUCAGUCAGUGUUUAGUUUAAUCUUGUCCUUGAAAAAAAACUGAAGGAAGGAGUUGCAGAGUUCAGUCAAGGGAGUAGAGAAGGUGUGGUCACAGGGCUGAAGUAGUUUCUUGACAGUGGGGAACAGAGUCUGGGGAGUCUUAUUUGAGCUGUUGAAGUAGGUAGACCUGGCAGCACUGAGGCCAUCUCUGUAGGUGGAGAGGUGGAGUUUGUAGGCCUCAGCGUGGACGGUGAGCUCAGGCUCCAGCCAGCUUGUUUCAGAGCACGAAGUUCAUGGGCAAACCAGGGAUGAGGAGGAUGAGACGGGUUCAGUUUUGGAGGGAGGCCAGAGAGUUGAGGGGGACAUAUAUAGAGCAGUGUUUAAUUGGGCUGCAGAUGUCACCAGGAGAGAAGCCUUACAUAUGACUGACGCACAUUCUUCAUGGAGCCUUAUCAGUAAUGGUAGAUCUGCGGAGAAUAAAGUUACCCAAAAUUCCAUUCACAGAAGAAGUGUGGGACAUUCUAAAAUGCUUGUGAUCUCCCAACGAUGGCUUAAUGUGACUUAAGGACGUAAAAUCAACAUGGGGGGGGAAUCCAGGGUUAACUGAGUAAUGUUGCUAACAUUUGUGUAAAAGGAGAAAAUGUCAUACAAGUAUUGAUACAUAUUUGAAUUCAAUCUAUUAAAGAUGAUAUAUGGAA